AUGUCGACUAAGUUAGUUGCUAGCUGGUCGACAUGCUUAGCUGCACUGGAUGAGGAGAGACCGACGUAGUUCUGCUCAGCGAGAACGCAAAGGCACGAUGAUCGUAGGUCAGUGAACGUUUUCUUUCGUUCAUGGUGGCCUCACCGAGCUCUAAGCCAGGGCCAAGCAAGCCCUCACUGGAGGCAGAGAGAGAGAGAGAGAGAGAGAGAGAGAGAGAGAGAGAGAGAGAGAGAGAGUGUGUGUGGGUGUGUGGAGUUAGUUUCUUCGCUAAUCUUCAACUCGAGAUCUGACAAGUACAUCUACCCCAGAGUAGGGAAGAAUCCCAUCGAUCCGGUCCCAAACCUCCAGCUCCCAGGCCUGCUACAGGCACCGGGACCUUUUAAUUUGCGGAAAACCACCGUCUUUCGAACUAAGUGUGUUUGAACCGCAAGAGCUGGCUGCCAGGCGUCUCUGCGCCACUGGAUUGGGUGUCUUUGGCCUGCUUGACCAAACACCACGUGAAGGCAAUCAGACGUGUCCAUGAGCUGGCAAGAUGCUUGUGAUUGAAUGGGUGAGCAAAGCACUCUGGCUGGUGGUCAUCCUUACCACUGCUGCCAGAGCGGAUCCCAGCGGGGCCUACACGUGUGCUUACACAGAGAGAGGUACACAGAGAUGGAAGACCACCUACUACAACUCCUGUGGAUGGUGGGGCAACAGCCGAUGUGUUCGACACAAAACGUACUUCAACAAGAAUAUAUUAGUCAAUAGAAGGAGGUGCUGCCAGGGCUCGCGUCAGUCUGGCAACUCAUGUGUCAUUGACUGUCUUGUCAAUGGGUGGAAUAAUUGGAGUUCGUGCACGAACAGCUGCUAUCCAGGCACGCGCUCUCGUUACCGCUACGUAUCCCGCAAUGCUGAUCGUGGUUAUGGCUGCCCUACACUGGCCCAAGCCACGGGCUGCAACAGUCAUCUGAACAAGUGCGACAUUGACAGAAAAUGCUGGGAUAACGGUUACAUCAACACUGUCACUUGCAGGUAUUGCGAUGCAAGCACUGCGACUCGCAAUGCAUGGCAAAAACAAUCGGGAGCCAAGUGCAAUGACGGCAAUGCCUGCACAAAGGAUGACACCUGCAGCAGUGGAGUAUGCCGCGGCACUAGUUUCACAUGCUCAUCCUGCGAGUAUUGCACUGGGAGUGGCUGUGCUGUGAAGAAAGGCUAUUGCAAGAUCCAGGGAAAAUGCUACAGCCAUGGUGCUACCAAUCCAGACUCUCCCCAAUGCCAGUACUGCAAUGCGCCAACAUCAUGGGCUACUGGUGCCAGCUCAUGGACAAACAGACCAACAGGAACACGUUGUUCGGACGGCAAUGACUGUACUCGCAACGACCAGUGUGACGCUAACGGUCAAUGCCAACCAGGCUAUAACUACAAGCACGAGUGUGCAUCACCAUGCCAGGACUGCAGCGCCGGUGGAACUUGUGUCAAUGUGCGCGGCUGUGAAAUCGGCGGCAAGUGCGGUUGCUACAUAGGCGGAAAGUGCUAUGCAGACCGGGCACUGCAGCCUGGCCGUCAAUGCGACCACUGCAACUACGGCGCUAAUCCGACCGGUUGGACGCGGAUACCGGACGGCACAACAUGCACUGACGGUAACCAGUGCACGUACCAGGAUGAAUGCAAGACCGGCACAUGCGCUGGCAAAGCCUACACGUGUCCCAUUGGAGGUCCGUGUAUGGAUACGAACACAUGCAAUGGCAAUGCACCUCCACACAAUUGUGUACCCGCUUACAAGAGCUCGUCGGUGGUAUGCUACCGCAACCAAGAUGCGUGUGAUCACCCUGAUACCAAAUGCACUGGCACCCUAGCUGCGUGCCCUGUGACGACACUAAAACCUCUCACUGCUACACCAAUUGUCACUGGUUCAAUCGCACUACGGGCCACUGGUACAAUAACUAGUCUUGGAGCCGGUCCAAUUAACCACUUCAACUUGGGCUCAAUAUCGGGUGUCUACUUGGCAAGUUCAGCAUCGAUGGACAUGUUUCUUACUGGAUACACAGUGCCAUGUGGUGAUGUGACCUAUUCGGUAACUCUCUACCAUAUGCAAACUAGCUUUGCCAUCCCAUCUGGCGGAAAUUUGAUCAAAAACUUUAAUGCGAAAUCCUCCAGCAACUCACCAACAACUAUACCAAUCAGCACAAGCUUCCUGCAGAAUAACGUAUACAGGCUGCAGGUUUCAGCCAGUAAUGUUCGUGGAAAUACACUCACCACCUACUCGCUGCCUGUACUUGUUGAUACAACUGGACCCACACUCAGCGGACAGCUCUAUGAUGGAAACAAACCAGUUUCCACUCCAUUGUUUGCGGAUGUAGACUAUCAGGCAAUUACUAAUCAACUCUGGAUUCACUGGAACAUAGCAGACCUGCGGGAUGCGGAGAGCGGAAUUGACCUGAACAGCUACAAGAUGUCCAUUGGUACUUCGUCUGGAGGCGAUGACAUUGUGUCUCGCUCCGCAUGCACUUUAGCAGACUUGUCAAAGGGUGUGUGCAGUGUAGCGGGAUUGAACCUACAGAGCGGCACAAAGUACUAUUCUUCUUUGGAUGUGACCAGUCGCGCUGGCGUCACAACUCGGUUAACAUCCAAUGGGGUCACACCUGAUAAUUCACCACCGAAUGCAGGACAGCUGUCAUUCCCGAACCUGCCGGUACUUCUCUCAGACACCACUGGAGCUCAGGUGCAAAACAAAGCCACACGAAGCUUGGACUUUAAACUUGUCCACACGAGCGAUCCACAAAGUCACCUGAAAUCACUGGUGUGGUGGCUCUGCGACACUACAGCAGCCCCGACUGUGUGUUCAACUCAAGGAUACAAGCCGUUCAGCUGUGCAUCGUUCCCAUGCACUACAACCAUAACACAACCGGCUGAUAAGAUCACCCUGCCCACCCGACUGAUCGACAACCAUGUGUACAACUUGCUGAUACGAGUCACCAACAAUGCUGGACUGUCGUCUGAAGUGCGCAAGUCGUUCCGCGUCGAUGCAACACCACCGGUAGUGGGCACAGUGAAUGACGGUCUGACCGGGGAUUUGAUGUAUCAAAGUAGUAAGACGACUUUCAGCGCAAACUGGAACAGUUUCAAGGACGUGGACACGGGCAUUGACCAUUAUGAGUGGGCCGUCUACAAGAAGACAGGAAAGGUGCGCCUGGGCAAUGUUCUGAAUGCUGGAAAAGCAACAUCAGGUACGACGACCGGAUUGAACAUGGUUCACGGUACAAUUUACAUGGCCUGCGUCAACGCUGUGGAUCGAGCAGGCAACAAAGCAGAGAAAUGCUCAGAUGGUUUGACAAUCGAUGCAGUACCACCUGCAGCUGGAACAGUACUGGACAUCGAUCCUAGCGGAGGAUCGCUUAUUGACAUUGAUUACCAGAGCGACGCUGCCCGUCUGAAGACCAGAUGGCAGGGCUUCACAGCACUAAGUGGCAUACUCUCGUACUCGUGGGGAAUCGGAACUGCUCCUGGCCAAUCGGAUGUCAUUGCCAUGCAAAGCUACGGUCUAGCAAGUAUGGGGACAAAGUCAUCCUUGAAGCUGAACAGCGGCACAAAGUACUAUUCUGUCAUCAAGUGCACUAGCAGAUCCGGUUUGACUACAACUGUGUCCAGCGAUGGAGUCACAGUAGACACGAGUCCACCUGUGGUUGGCAGUAUCUUUGACCUGUGCGUUGAUAACUGUGGCUCGCUCGAUGACAUCGACUUUACGGCUAGCAACACCAAGUUCUCCCUGCGCUGGAGCGGUUUCUCAGACUCCCAGAGCGGCAUAAAGGGUUACUUCUGGAACUAUGCCUACUGCGGGCGCACCAUUCUCCUUCAUUCUAGUGACAUUGAUGCUGGCACGGCAACGCGGAGUGAAGUGGCAGUGUCUGUCACUACAGGUGUGAAAUACUGCAUGCAGGUCAGGGUCGUAAACAAAGCCGGUCUGAUGUCCACGGCCUGGUCGAAUGGCGUCCUUGUUGACAUCACGCCACCCGACGAUUUCCUUGUCGUUGACGGUCCGACACUGAGCGACGACAUUGACCACCAAGACAGCAACUCAACGCUCACAGCAUCUUGGUCAGCCUCCGCCGAUGCGCAGUCAGGAAUGUCUCAUAUCACCAUCGGUGCUGGCACACGUCCAUCGGCGCUUGACGUACGCGCACCGGUGAGCAUUGAUAAAGCGCUGCUUUCCUACACGCUGACGGGCUUCAAGCUGACCGAUCUGACGGAGUAUCACUUGACCGUGUGCUACGUGAACAGGGCAAAGCUAUCCAAGUGCUUCACAACAGAUGGCAGCCUGGUUGAUGUCACCGCGCCAACCAAAGGUAUCAUUCUGACUGGUGAAGGUCUCAAAGGUCAGCUAUACCAAUCUAGCACAACUGAACUGAAAGCACAAUGGUCAGCAUUUGAAGACGUUCACAGCGACAUCGCCGAGUUCAAGGUGGCCGUUGGAACACACGGCGAUGCCACUGCCAUUCGUAAUUACUACUCUGUCGGUCUAAAGCUGUCGACGAUCGUUUCAAACUUGGCCCUUGUCAGCGGCACUUCAUACAUAGUUACAGUGGCAGCAGUGAACAACGCUGGAUCAACCGAAACUAGUCGCAGUGCCGGUAUCAUCAUCGACAACACACCGCCUGUAUUCCAAUACAAGCCCAAACUGGAAUUGAAGGGCACACGUGCCACACUUUCUUGGCCCGGUGUCGUGGAUCAGGAAAGCUCAGUAUGGUACUAUCGCUGGGCCAUGGGAGUAUCCUGCAAUGGCAAUCAAAUGUUCGGUUACUUCAACGAGGCCAAUGGAACGACAAGUGCACAGCGCACUCUGACAUCUAUCACAGGGCAGGCAUUCUACGGCACCGUCGUGGCUCGAAACCGUGCUGGCCUCUCCAAGAGCGUGUGCACAGAUCCAGUUUGGUUUGACGGAACACCACCCGUCAUGCAGGAAGUGACCAUCGGUUUGGGUGACACUUCGGCCAAGUUCUUCCGGACUGCAGGCAAGGUACCAUGCUCCUGGGGCAAACCAACCGAUCAUGAGAGCGGUGUAACAAACUGCACAGCCGAGAUCCUAGACUUCGCCUCCGGUACCAUCCACGGAGUUCUGCAGCUUCAGAGCAUCAACACUACAUCAGGAAACGUUCCAGUGUCUGUUCCCCUGCAGGAUGGCAAGCAAUAUCAAUGCCGUGUAAUGUGCAGAAACGGCGUUGGAGCAGUCGCCUCCAGUACGUCAGCUGUGCCUGCAUUGUUUGACUCAAGUCCACCCAUGAUUGGCCACAUCAACAUUGCACAGUACUGGCCCAAGUCAUCAGAGCUGGACUUCACCUGGGCUCCAUGCAUUGAUCGAGAUUCAGAAAUCACUGACUACCACUGGGGUGUUGGAACGCCAGCCAGUCUCUACAGUACCCAGGCUAGCACCAGUGCUGGCGUCAGCCUCCAAGCUAGAUCGGACACUAUCCGCAUGACAGAGGGAGGGACGUACAUCAUCACUCUCAUCUGUAAGAACGGAGCGGGCUCUACCAAGACGAUGACAUCACAGGCCUUCACCGUGGACACAACACCUCCGGUUGUUGCCAGUUCGGUCAAGGUGGAUUUUGACCUAACUGAUAGCGCACUGUCUGCACAGUGGGCAGCAGCUACCGACUCUGUUAGCGGUAUCCGUGGGUACGAAUGGUCCAUCGGUGUCAGUCCUGGUGGCUGCCAAGUGUUGGAUAAUACCUUCAUUGGAGAUGUAAUGAACGCAACAUGCUCUAACUGCAGCAUCAAGUCUGGCGAAAAGUACUACAUUGCAGUCCGCGCCAUCAACAACGCUAACCUUACCACUCACAUGUCCACCAGCACAAUCACGGUGGACAGCUCUGCACCUAUUGCCGGAAGAGUGUACGUUGCAAAGGAAGCUGCUGGAAGCAAGACAAUCACUAUUGGUUGUGAGAAGUUCAUGGAUAAUGAGGCGGGCAUUGAGCAAUGUACAUGGCUGCUGAAGAACAACUCUGCACUACUUUCAGAAGGAUCUACUGGCUGUCAAUGUCAAAAUUGCACGUUUGACGUUCUUCUACCUGCCAUCAUCACCCAGCAAGACUCAGCAACAUCGCUGAGCGUCGAUGUGAUGUGUAAAAACCGCGUCAGUCUAAGUGUUACCAAGACGUUGGAUAUUGAUGUUAGCAAACCGGUGGACGGCACACUGAAGUGCGAUGCCUACACCAGUAAUACAACUCAGAUCAAUGCAGUUUGGUCAGGCGUCUUUGACAGCCAAACGGCCGUAAGUCUGCGCUGGGCUGUAGGUCACCAGGAUAUAGAUGAUAUCUUGUCCUGGACAACAGGUGGCAUUGACUCAGAUCAGAGUCAGCUGAGUGCUACAGGACUGAACCUUGUCAACGGUGAACACUACAACAUAAUACUGGAAGCUAGUAAUUCUGCAGGCAUGCUGUCAACAGUGACUUGCAAAACAACUAUUGAUACCACUCCACCGACGGCAGGAUUGGUACAAGAUGGGAAAAGUACAUCAAUGGACAUGGAUUUCAUCUCCACACCGGAGAGCAUAUCAGCAUCAUGGAACGGCUUCAGUGACGCCGAGACCUCUGUCACCUACCAGUGGUGCAUCGGCCUGGCGAAGUUCAAGCAGAACUUCAUGACAUGCCGGUCUGUUGGGUCGGCCACGCGGGCAACAUGCCACACGUGCAUCAUGUCGGCCGGUGUGACCUACUACAUCACAGUGAGAGCAAGAAACAAGGCAGGCCUGGUGACAUCUGUGUCAUCUGAUGGAAUCACCCUGGACACAUCGCCCCCCAACAAGGGCAGUGUACAGGAAGGAACAGACACACCAACAUCGUCGGUACAGUACAUGGCUGGAGAUAUCUCACCACUGAUCUAUUGGAGUGGCUUUGUGGACCAACAAUCCAGCAUUCGGGACUGCUCCGUGUCUAUCCUAGCCGAAGACAAAACACCUCUUUGGUCAAGGUCUGCAGUUCUUGAAUCACUAUCUCCGCUGGCACCCAACAUCACCCUUCCUGUGGGAAAGAAAAUGUUCACUCGUGUUGAAUGCAUCAAUAAGGCUGGACUGGCUUCAAGCAACAUGUCGAGUGGAUUUGUCCUCGAUACGACACUCCCAGUGACGGGAACUGUACAGCUAGGCUGGACUGAGACAAUUCUAGGAGAGGAUGCUCUGUUGGUGAUAUGCAGUGGGUUUGACGACCCUGAGUCGCACAUCACCCACUUUGAUAUCACUGUAGUGGAUAAUGCUACCGACAUGACACUGCAUAGUAGUCGUGUAACGCAGCUGAACACUACCUUCACCAUUCCGAUUGCAAAUCUCAGCGACGGCGAAGUAUAUUCUGCAACAAUUUCAGCAAGCAACCGGGUUGGCCUCUCCUCUCAAGUCACAACCGAGCCAAUUGUCUAUGAUACCACACCGCCAUCCAUUGGCACAGUGCUGGACGGUCCAGUCGGUAGCAAGGAUGAAAACUUCACCAGCGAUAGUACUCGCCUCCAGGCCCACUGGGAGAGCAUCCAGGACCCAGAUAGUGACAUCAUUGAGUUCUACUGGGCUAUAGGAACGAACCCAGGCGGCACACAGAUAUUGCCAUACACUGCUAUUGGACUGAACACGUCCGCCUGGUGCGAUCCUCCUCGCUGCGUUCCUGUCAGCAGUGUGUCAUACUUCACUACAGUGCGAGCAGAGAAUGCCGCACGUAAACUGGCUUGGUUUACUUCGGAUGGCAUCACCGUGGAUACAACAGCACCAGGGACAGUGACAGUAACAUUGAACAACAAGGCUGCAGGACAAGAUGUGCAGUUUGUCAACGAGAACACAACCAUAGCCAUCACGUGGUCCACGGCUGAAGACCCGGACAGUCCGAUAGCAGACUACAGUGUAUGCAUUGGUAGUCAACCAGAGCAAUGUGAUGUACUGCCGUGGCAACCUACUGGACUCGCAACAGUCUACCGUCACCAAGGCCUGCACUCAUCUCUCUCCAUAGUCUAUGCUAUUGUCAAAGUAACCAAUGCGGCGGGAUUGUAUUCCUUGACCACCUCAACGGCAAUGCACAUCGACAAUACACCACCAGAUGUGGGACACGUUAUUGACGGCGGUGGAAUGUCGGAUGCUGACUGCCAAGAUGCCUCACAGCCAUUGGUUGCUCAGUGGAGCGGAUUUGUGGACCAGGAAAGUUACAUAACAGAUUACCACUGGGCAAUCGGCACUCAACCAGGGAUGGACAACAUACAGCCGUGGACAUCGGUGGGAUCCCAGCUCUCUGCCGAAGUGGCUUCCACAGCACUCAGUCAGCCGGACGAUAUCGUAUUUGCUUCGGUUCGUGCCACAAAUGGGGCUGGUCUUUCAGCAGUAGUGUCGUCGGACGGUGUUCGCAUUCUACAUGGCAGUGGAACCGGCACACUGGCAUCUUCCGAGGUUGCACGCCUCUGCGUAUCAUUCGCCAAGGACCAAUCUCCCUGAGCAGCUGCUGAUUCAGCCACCAGUAACUACCUCAGCAGAUAUUUCUCCAUUCAUUAAGCAAGCACUGGCAUUUUGAUAUUCUUUUCAUCAUUAGGCCUCAAUUGUAGCUCACAAAUACUCUGCCCUAAGACAUUGAAUGUAACAGAUGCAGUACACAUGCCACUGCAUACUCGUCAACACAUUUUUAUUGAGUCUCGUUCGGCAAAUAACCAUAUUUUCAAUAUCUUUUAGUUUAAAUUGACGUCCACUUCUUACAUUCUGCCGCAGCACGUAAGCAUAGUUCCUCUUGCAGAUAUCGUUUGGAAUGUUUUCAUUGCCAUAGUUACCAUCGUCACAUUCAAAACAAACUACUUGCAAAGUAGGAGUCUGUGGCAAUAUGCAUAUUAAUUAUUAUGAUUUACACAUACUAUUUAAAGUACAAUCGUGUAUUAAUCCGAUAUGAAAGUAGAAGAUAAGAAUCUCUUGAAUACUAUGAAUAGGUGAA
This is a messenger RNA of Sycon ciliatum, 8924 nucleotides long. RefSeq lists its product as uncharacterized. The coding region runs from base 533 to 8440 and encodes 2635 amino acids. The transcript is spliced from 7 exons. The record is from RefSeq and is a predicted model, not a curated record. Gene Ontology annotation, molecular function: protein binding. Lineage: Eukaryota; Metazoa; Porifera; Calcarea; Leucosolenida; Sycettidae.